AUGAACCGCCGCCAUCCACCAAAGCGACAAGUAACCUUUCUUCUUCCCAACCAUUCGUCUCCUGACGAUGACGAUUUACAAUCUAACACGAUUCCCCCCAAGUCAGUUCCUGAAGUAAAGGUUGUUUCAUCCAAAAAGUCGAACGGAGAAUCGUCGCAAGCUGAGAAGAAAUCCAGAUCUUCUAAGAGGACUGCAGAGUCCUCCGCUCUAACCAAGGGAAAUGUAUCAAAGAAGGCUAAAAAGAAGAAGAAGCAUAUGCAGGAGCAUGAGUCCGCUGAUGAGAAUGUUGAUCAUGCUGCGAUCUUGGAAGAGAAGGGCGCUAAAAAACAAUUGUUUCAACGUAUAUGGAAUGAGGACGAUGAAGUUUUUAUUUUGAAAGGAAUGAUCGAGCAUGGUGAAAAUGAAGGGAUUGAUCCAGCUUUACUGGAUAUGUUUUCUUUCUACGACUCCAUUAGAGAUUCAAUUCAGUUAGAAGCCAGUAGAAGCCAAUUAACUUACAAAGUAAAGAAGCUGAAGAAGAAGUUUUUGAAAAAUCUGGAGAAAAGUUACGACGGUAUUAAUAGAACUUUCGCAAACGAUCAUGAUCAGAAGUGUUAUGAUUUAUCCAAGAGGAUAUGGGGAACUACUGCAUGUAAAGGAAGUCUUAGCGCCAAGGUGUCUAGGAAUAGGAAAGGGAACAAUGUUGUUGAAGUCAAAGCCAAAAAAUCUAACUUGGGUUCAUUUAACUCGGAGAAGAAGAAUGUAUCCACUGAUACGGAGGUUGAUCGUGCCGUUGCUGAUCCAUCCAAUGUCGUAUCUUUCUGUAUGGACUUGAGCUUGGAAAAGAAAAUUGAGGAAUACGCGUCUCAGCUGAUUACAGGUGCAAAGAAGUCAGAAUUGGACAGUGUGUUCAGGGAAUUACAAGUGAAGGAGACAGAGGCUUACUUUCAUCGCCUUGUCCACUUGCGUGAGAAGGCAAUUCUGGUGUUGGAAGCAUUGCGUUCCAACACAAAUUAA
Impatiens glandulifera is the source of this 996-nucleotide messenger RNA. RefSeq names its product probable transcription factor At1g11510. The record is from RefSeq and is a predicted model, not a curated record. The coding region runs from base 1 to 996 and encodes 331 amino acids. The transcript has a single exon. Gene Ontology annotation, cellular component: nucleus. NCBI's taxonomy places the organism in Eukaryota, Viridiplantae, Streptophyta, Magnoliopsida, Ericales, Balsaminaceae. Gene Ontology annotation, biological process: regulation of DNA-templated transcription.